AUGACUGAGGGAAAGAUCAGCAAAUUCCGCAUGUACCUUCCUCAGAUUUUGGCAACAACAGCCAAGAAUCUCCUAAUGAUCCAAGUUGGGCUCUCCGCAACAUUCCCAACGAUCGCCAUUCCACCCCUUGUUGGAACAAUUGAGAGUACUGAGGAGGAAAUCUUCCAUUUCACUCCUGAGGAAGCUUCGUGGUUUGGAUCUUUGGCCUUUAUUUGUACCCCAAUUGGGAGUAUCCUCUCGGGAUGGGUGACUGAACCCAUUGGGAGGAAGAAUGCCAUGAUAUUAGUUAAUUUACCUCACAUUGCAGCCUGGCUAAUCCUCUAUUUUGCCACAUCUGUUCAUCACAUGUACGUGGCUUCGAUCCUUUUGGGAUUGGGAACAGGAUUUGUGGAUGCACCUGUUGUUACAUAUGUUGGGGAGAUAUGUCAACCAGCAAUUCGAGGAAUUUUAACAUCCUUUGCAGCAGUUGCAGCUACUCUUGGCUUCUUUAUUGGAUACCUCCUUGGAACAUUAGUUACAUGGCGUGAAGCUGCCCUUAUCUGCCUCACAAUCCCAGUCUUUGCAAUCAUUGGCAUCUCUUUUAUCCCUGAAACACCUCUGUGGUUGCUGUCGCGUGGCCAUGAGAUCAAAGCAAUGAAAUCCCUUCAAUGGCUCAGAGGGUGGGUUGAUGCGGAGGUGAUUGAAAAGGAAUUCCUCGAAUUGCAACGCUACAGCAUCAAUAGCAACCGAUGCAACCUUUGUCAGGAAUGCAAUCAAACGUGCAAUCACCCUUCGCCAACGCUCAUUGAUAAAGUCAUGGAGUUAACGAGAAAAUAAACCCUCAAACCACUUUUCA
Molecule: messenger RNA, 835 nt
Organism: Lutzomyia longipalpis
Lineage: Eukaryota; Metazoa; Arthropoda; Insecta; Diptera; Psychodidae
Product: facilitated trehalose transporter Tret1-like
Exons: 2
Coding region: 1-816 (271 amino acids)
Biological process (GO): transmembrane transport
Cellular component (GO): membrane
Molecular function (GO): transmembrane transporter activity
Source: RefSeq, a predicted model, not a curated record